Molecule: messenger RNA, 1255 nt
Organism: Nymphaea colorata (pocket water lily)
Lineage: Eukaryota; Viridiplantae; Streptophyta; Magnoliopsida; Nymphaeales; Nymphaeaceae
Product: transcription factor DIVARICATA-like
Exons: 2
Coding region: 118-927 (269 amino acids)
Molecular function (GO): DNA binding
Source: RefSeq, a predicted model, not a curated record
CGCAUCGCUUCGCUUGGAUCGUUCGCCAUUUUCUUCGUUGUCGUCUUCCUCUGCAUCUCCUCCUCUCCGCUUGUCUCCCCGUCUCUCUGAAUUUGCUUGCCCUAGGGGGAAGGGGGGAUGGGGUGGGGAUAUCCCUCUUCCUCAGCCGCCUGCCUUCCGGAGUGGACGCACCAUCAGAACAAGCUCUUCGAGGACGCACUGGCGGUUUACGGCCCCGAGACGCCCGAUCGGUGGGAGAGGAUCGCGUCUAGGGUCCCUGGCAAGACCGCCGCCGACGUCAAGCGGCACUACGAGUCGCUUGUCCAGGACGUGAACUCCAUUGACUCAGGCGCCGUGCCGAUCCCGCUCUACGUUCGGGAGUGGGCGGAUGAGGUGGCGGAGGAGCUGACGACGGAGUUCCAGGUGUUCCGGCAGCCGUCAGGAGCGUUCGGCAAGGCGGUUGUGGGAAGGGGGUUCGAUCAGGAGAGGAAGAAAGGGGUUCCUUGGACGGAGGAAGAACACAGGUUAUUUCUUAUGGGCCUCAAGAAGUAUGGGAAGGGUGACUGGAGAAGCAUUUCAAGAAAUUUCGUUGUGACAAGGACCCCAACCCAAGUUGCUAGCCAUGCACAGAAAUAUUUCAUCCGCCUCAAUUCUGGAACCAAGGACAAACGUCGACCUAGUAUACAUGAUAUAACUAGUAUCAAUGAGCCAGAAUCUGAUCACUCUAAUUCACCCGACUCAAUGUGUUCCAACCGCACAUCUGUAACGGUUGAUCAUAAAGUGCCAGUGUCAUCUAGCAAUACAAAAGCAUCUAACAUGCCAGCAAUCACUGCUCGUCCCUCAACUUUAUAUGAUCAUUGCUAUGGAGUGUCUGGAAAUCAUCCAUCAGGCAGCUUCAACAAUGGUUCAUCUUUUGGUUCAUAUAUUCUGCACCCUACAAUUCUGUAGAGUAGUCAGGCGUGUAUAGUUGGGCAUGAAAUGUCAAUCUGUUCUAUAGUAUUAUGUCAUGUGAAAAGGUUGGUAUUUCCCCCCCCACUUUUUCUUAAGCCUUUUGAGCGUGAGCGUGCAAGUUAGAUUUCCACUUGGGCAUGUUAGACAGACGUGAUUUCUCAUAUGCUGUAUAGCUCCAUAUAUGAUUGCCUGGUUCACUGUUAAGGUAUGAGAGGGCACUUGGUUGUUCUUCUCAUAUAAUCAGCGAGGUGGUAGCCCGAUUAUCUUGAUGUAAGAAAUAAAGUGAAUGAUGUUUUAUUGUCUGUUACUAUUUUGAAUUCAGUUC